CCACCAUUCUUGAAUGAAAGCUCGUUUUUGUUGUAAUCUGUGGUGUGCUUGCGAAGCUCGUGGGUUUCUACAAUGUUCCCCUGGCUUCCCGUCUUCGUAACAUUGGUGUCUCCUAUUGUGGCGGAUUCACCUUACUCUAACCUCAUCGGGACGAUCGCCAAGCUGGGGCGUGAACCGUUGACUAACUUACAGAACACGUUCCGGGGUGAUCUCUUGUGGUGUGGAGUCCAUGACGUGGCCCCAUUUCCAGAGGCUCUGAGCUCUGUCUAUCCUAGUUUAGACAAUUGUUGUCGUCAGCACGAUCAAUGCCCUCUGAUUGUGGACAGAGGUCAAUGUUGGAAGGGCAUUUGCAACAAAUCCCUCUUAUUCCCCAUUCUCGGAUGUGACUGCGAGCAGCAGUUUCGCAAAUGUCUCGACGCAAUUGCUUACAACAGUCGCGAUUCGAGUUUCAUUUACGCUCCCGUCACGGUGAGCGAGUCUAAAUUGAGUGAAUCUGUGGGUUUUGGUUAUUUUUCUGUGGCCCCCAAAUUAGCGGACCGUCGAUGCAUCCAGAAAACCAGACCUCUCAUGGGAUGCGCCGAGAAUUUCAAUGGUUAUUGCACCAAAUUCGUGUUCAAUGAGAAGAGACCCAUGCGAUGGCAAUUGUUUCGAUUGAAAGACUUGGAUCAGGCGGGACUACUGUUUUAGUAGCCUGUCCACGAAUUCGUUCCAAUUCUUUACCAACUGAUGUUGUAAUUGGUAAUUCAAUUUCAUGAAUACAUGUGCUCAUUCUCGUAAUUAAAUAAAACACGAUGUCAAUCAUCGUGGCACAAUA
Tigriopus californicus is the source of this 814-nucleotide messenger RNA. Its product is annotated as phospholipase A2-like. NCBI's taxonomy places the organism in Eukaryota, Metazoa, Arthropoda, Copepoda, Harpacticoida, Harpacticidae. The record is from RefSeq and is a predicted model, not a curated record. Gene Ontology annotation, biological process: arachidonate secretion; phospholipid metabolic process. The coding region runs from base 73 to 687 and encodes 204 amino acids. The transcript is spliced from 2 exons.